AUGGGCUGCACAUCAUCCACCCAAGUCAUCACCGACCCCGUCACAGGCGAAACCAAGACGAAAAAGAAGAAUGGCGGUGCCUAUCCCGGCCAACGGGGACAACAACAUGCUGCCUAUCAACCACCCGCCUCGGCGUUUGUCAAUGGCCAAGCCACGGCCCACUUUGUCUCGUACGGAGGCGGCAACGCACUGACGUUAAUGCAACCGGAUGGCAGUACCAAACCCCAACAUGGAGGACACGCCUCCAAACUCGUCAAAGUGACAUUGCCACCGGGAGUGGUAGCCGGACAAACGAUACACGUCAAAGCACCGGAUGGAAGACUCAAUGAAAUUAUUGUCCCAAACGGUUUUGGACCCGGAUCCACCUUUACCGUCGAAUUUGCGCCUCCGAACGAAGUGCCAACACAACCCUAUGAAAAGAUUCCCGCCGAAGAAGCAGGCGCCAUGAACAAUACACGACCUUCGGCUCCCUAUGCAACCGCACCCAUUAGUAGCAGCGUGGAACCCAUUCCAGCUCCCGUGUCAGGAGAUGAUGGAUUUGCAUCGGGCUUUAACAAUCCGGAUUGGACGCCAUCAAAAACAACUCCCGUCUACGCUUCGGCCAUUCCCACAACACACGACCCCGAAAUUGAGAUUUAUCCCACCACACAGGCCGUACCAGUAGCAUCGGCUGGUCCCUACGCAACCGCCAAGCCGUAUUGA
Molecule: messenger RNA, 702 nt
Organism: Seminavis robusta
Lineage: Eukaryota; Bacillariophyta; Bacillariophyceae; Naviculales; Naviculaceae
Source: the annotation of a GenBank genome assembly